AUGUCCGACGAAGUAAAGCCUGCGGCGGCAUCGCCGGAGUACCAGACUGCCCACAUAUCCGAGAAGGGCCGUCGUGACUCGGCAGCACUUGAAGGCAUCAACGCGAACAUCAAUGCUCGAAUUUCGAAUCCUUUGAAGGGCCUAACUCGGGAGGAGCUUUUCAAACGAGUAGACGAGCUCGUCGACUCCCAGGGCAUGCAGGAAGACCGCGAGCUUCUCAAGAAGGGUGCGUUAGUUGCACAGGACCCCGAGAAUUACAAGGCCAUCCAAGGAGAAUACGCGCUGGAUGCCACGGAGACUGAAUGGCUCGAACUCGAGGUCACCCACAAAUGGAGAGUCCCAAAGAUGUUAUACAUGACCAUCAUUACCUGUUCCAUCGGAGCUGCGGUGCAAGGUUGGGAUCAGGAGGGAAGCAACGGCGCGAACCUGUCUUUCCCCAAGCAAUUCGGCAUUGGGGAUCCGAAUGCGGAUCGCGAUACGUUCCUCGUCGGAUUGAUCAAUUCUGCUCCUUAUAUCGGUUCGGCCUUGAUUGGUUGCUGGUGUUCCGACCCGCUCAACAACUACUUUGGUCGUCGAGGCACGAUCUUCAUCUCUGCUAUCUUCUGUCUACUGACCCCAAUUGGUGGUGCCCUCACCCAAAACUGGGAACAGCUACUCGCCACGAGACUACUCCUUGGCAUCGGUAUGGGUAUCAAGGCUUCGACUGUUCCUAUUUUUGCCGCCGAGAACAGUCCAGCGGCAAUUCGUGGAGCACUGGUGAUGACCUGGCAGAUGUGGACGGCCUUUGGAAUUCUUCUGGGAGUUACUGCUAACCUGGUUGUUGGCAAGGUUGGAGAUAUUGCCUGGAGACUGCAAGUUGGCUCCGCCUUCAUCCCCGCCAUUCCACUUACCCUCCUCAUCCUCUUCUGUCCCGAAUCCCCGCGAUGGUACAUGAAGAAGAACCGAUACAAGGAGGCCCUCCACUCUCUUGUCAGGCUCAGAAACCACAAGAUACAGGCCACCCGUGACUUGAUUGCCAUCGAUGCGCAGCUGCAACUUGAGAGGGAAGCUAUUGGAGGCUCAACUUAUAUCAGACGAUUCAUCGAGCUCUUCACCAUCCCGCGUGUACGCCGAGCAACUCUCGCCUCGUUCGUCGUCAUGAUCGCGCAACAAAUGUGUGGUAUCAACAUCAUUGCAUUCUACUCCAGUACCGUCUUCAAGGAGGCCGGAACUGAUGACUUCAACGCUCUGCUGGCUUCUUUCGGAUUCGGUCUGGUCAACUUCAUCUUUGCUUGGCCAGCCAUCUGGACUAUCGAUACCUUCGGCCGUCGCUCUUUGCUGCUAUUCACUUUCCCCAACAUGGCCUGGACCCUACUGGCCGCCGGUCUUUGCACGCUCAUUCCCGGACAAGGUGGUGCUCACGUGGGCUUGGUAGCACUGUUUGUCUACUUGUUCGCUGCGUUCUACUCUCCAGGAGAGGGUCCAGUUCCGUUCACCUACAGUGCCGAGGUCUUCCCGCUGUCUCACAGAGAAGUCGGCAUGGCUUGGGCUGUUUCUACCUGUCUGUUCUGGGCGGCUGUGCUCUCAAUCACCUUCCCCAAGAUCUUGGCAUCUCUGCACGUUAUUGGCGCCUUCUGUCUGUACGCAGGUUUCAACGUAGUAGCGUUCUUCAUGAUCUGGCUCUGGCUUCCGGAGACGAAACAGCGCACCCUCGAGGAGCUCGACUAUGUCUUUGGUCUGCCCACUUCGAAGUUCAUCAAGUACAACGUUGAGGUUUGGCUGCCGUGGUUCAUCCAACGCUGGGUCUUCUUCCGCAAGAACGCGGUCCUCAAGCCCCUGUACCACUUCGAGUCCGGCCACACCAGCUCGGCGGAAGCUAUUGUCAAGAGCGACCAGGGCCACACCGAAUAUGCCGAGACGAAAGAGCCAACUGAAGUUGGUGACAAGUCGACCUCAGCCACUGGGGCAGAAACCCACCCGGCUGCUGGUGAUACCAAGGCUUUGUAA
This is a messenger RNA of Neoarthrinium moseri, 1986 nucleotides long. RefSeq lists its product as uncharacterized. Lineage: Eukaryota; Fungi; Ascomycota; Sordariomycetes; Amphisphaeriales; Apiosporaceae. Gene Ontology annotation, biological process: transmembrane transport. Gene Ontology annotation, cellular component: membrane. Bases 1 to 1986 code for a protein of 661 amino acids. Gene Ontology annotation, molecular function: myo-inositol:proton symporter activity. The transcript has 7 exons. The record is from RefSeq and is a predicted model, not a curated record.